Molecule: messenger RNA, 2373 nt
Organism: Ornithodoros turicata
Lineage: Eukaryota; Metazoa; Arthropoda; Arachnida; Ixodida; Argasidae
Product: macoilin-1-like
Exons: 13
Coding region: 115-2109 (664 amino acids)
Biological process (GO): neuronal signal transduction
Cellular component (GO): rough endoplasmic reticulum membrane
Source: RefSeq, a predicted model, not a curated record
AACAAAUAAAACAAAAUAAAAAAUACUGAAACGGUGUGGUACAUCUCCUGUUUUCGUACAUAUUUCUCUGUGCCAGAGGAUAUCUAAUAGUGAACUGUGCUGGUAUACAGAAAUAUGAAGAGACGAAAUGCCGAGUGUGGGAAAAUCAGACGGCCUGGUAAACGAGCUAAAAUAACAGACGGCAUUUACGGCAGCUCAACCAUCGUUAUCAGAAAGUCCACAUUCAUCUACUUGAAGUUCUUGCUGGUAUGGGCACUGGUGCUACUAGCCGACUUCAUUCUGGAGCUGCGCUUCGAGUACCUCUGGCCAUUCUGGCUUCUUCUACGGAGCGUAUAUGACUCCUUCAAAUACCAAGGAUUGGCAUUUUCAGUGUUUUUCGUGUUCAUCGCCCUCACAUCAGACAUGAUUUGCUUCCUCUUCAUACCGGUUCAUUGGCUGUUUUUUGCGGCUAGCACAUACGUGUGGGUGCAGUACGUCUGGCAUACAGAAAGGGGGAUAUGCCUCCCCACCAUUUCACUGUGGCUCCUGUUUGUAUAUAUAGAGGCAUCAGUGAGGCUCAAAGAAAUAAAGAAUAUGCCCUUUCAUUUAGACCUCUGCAGACCCUUUGCGGCACAUUGCAUAGGUUACCCUGUGGUCACAUUGGGCUUUGGUUUCAAAAGCUACAUUGGUUACAGGAUGAGGCUUAGAAAACAGAAAGAAGUGGCCAAAGAAAACGACUUUUACCAGCACCUCUUACAGCAGGCUUUACCUCCUGAGCCGCCAAGCAGCACAACGAGUGCUUCCGACAAAGCACUGUGUAAAAUGAGCGAAGAAACUCCUCCGAGCAACGGAACGUGCGGCGGACGCAAGGCGACCGCGAAGCUCUACGCCGAGGCGGACGCCAAGAAUAACGUGACCGUCGCCGCGGCACUCAUGGACAAACACGAGUUUCAGUGCGUGGAAUCUCCGACGCCUCGCCGAUUGUCGAGCGUGAACGACUUUGACGCGACGGAAGAAGUGCACGACAAGACUGCUUUCAAAGUGAACGGCGUGUGCAGUUCACCGACGUCGCGGUCGCCCUCCGUUGCCAAGUGGAACGGCAAGGAGGUGACCGCGGCCAAUGGAACCAUCAGUUCAGGGGGGGGCGGCGGCAACAAGAAGACGGGAAGUGGCCGCAACAUCAAUAACAACAAUAAUUGUGCGACGGCCAACAACCUGGCCGUCAGUCAUCCCAAGGAUGAUCAUUAUCAACGGUUAGAAGCAGACAUCAAGCGGUUGAAGGCAGACCUUCAGGCAAGCCGGCAGGUCGAACAGGACUUGCGGACACAGUUGCACAGCAUCACAGCGGGGGAGCGGUCGGUGAAGAAUGAGCUCUCCCAGCUGCAGCUCGAUAACGAGAACCUACAAAACAAGCUGCACAACUUGGUGACUGCUCGACAGCAGGACAAAGGUAGCCUAUCGCAGCUGCAGAAAACACUGCAGGACGAGAGAAAGACACGGUCACAGCUUGAGGCCCAGCUGACGCAGGAGCGUAGGGCCAAGAAGGCUGAGGAAGCCGCGGCCGCUCGGGCUGCCGUCGCCAUGGCUGCUGCCAGGAGCGAAUGCACCGAAAGCUGCAAGGCAAGGCGGCGAGAUCUCGAAAACGAUGUCCGGCAACUGCGGAGGGACAUCAAAAUGCGAGAAGAGCAGCUUCGAGCCGUCGAACGGGAAGCACAGUCUUUACGUCAAUACAAGGACUCGAUGGGGGACACGGAGGUGCUGAUGUCGGCGUUGUCGGCCAUGCAAGACAAAAACACCCACUUAGAGAACUCCCUCAGUGCGGAGACUCGCCUCAAACUCGACCUCUUCUCUGCCCUUGGGGAAGCAAAAAGGCAGCUCGAGAUCAGCCAGGCCAUGUUGAGCCAUCGAGAGAAAGAGGUGGAAGAGCUCAAGUCUAAAAUAGCAGAGGUGAUGGCAGUCAUGCCGGCGGCAUACCCAGCGGUGAGCCUAGACUCUGGCCUGGUGUCUUCCCUGCUGUACGGUGGCGGCCCCGGUGGCAAGUUUGGCCAGGAGGAAAAGGUGACCAAGUCCAACCUGGACCCCAACGCAUCCGUCUACACCCCCAAGAUGGUGGUGCCCCCCGACCACUGAGAGACGACUCUACGGCAUGGCCAACUGUCUUCACCGCCCCCUCCCCCACCUUCCCCCACGAAAAAGAGAAGAACUUCCCUCCCCCGUCGUCGGUGUGUGCGUGUCUCGCACCACUGCGCCCGCCGCUCGCUCGCUCACCCCCCACAGCGUCUUUUUGCCUGCCCUUUAUUUUUUUUUCUUUAAUUCAUUUCUUUUUUUUUUGUCAGUCCACCCAUCUCAUUUUAACUGAACUGGAGACAGGAAGAGAAAAUGUCUUUCACACAG